AUGGCUUUUAUGACUAAGAAGAGGAUAUUGACGAUCAGAUUUAUUGAGAUGAUUAUCCACAUCAAAGUACCUAAUGAAUGGGUUGAGGCUUGUAUUGAUUGGCUAAAAGAUGAACAUCAAAAUUCUGGAGAUCAUCUCAGUUUGGAUAAAAUGAAAAAACUUGUCUAUGAACAAUGGCUGGUAGCUGAUUUAAGUGAAUUAGGAAUGCAUUAUUUUCCUGCUGAAGUGGCUACUGCUGAAAAAUAUACUCUUUCUGGCCAUUAUUGUUUGCAGGUGAAUAGUAUGAUUGAUAUCAGUACGUCCUACUACUCUCAACAAGUAAAACUGAAGGGUAUAGAUACAAGUAAUAGUAGCAUUUCAUAUGAUGAGCACAAAAAGCCUACGUGGCAGCCUCCACACACUCGAAUGUUUAAACUUGAAUUGACAGAUGGAAUGACAAAGAUUCAUGCAAUGGAGUACAAUACAAUUCCAGAUCUGAAUCUUGAACUUAAACCUGGUUUUAAGGUUUUAAUUCAGGGUAAUGUUUUGUGCCGAAAAGGAAUACUAAUGCUAAAGAAGGAAAAUAUUCAAGUUCUUGGAGGAGAGGUUGAUUCUCUGAUGGAAACGAACACAACUCAAAGAUUACUUACCAAAGCUAUGGAAGAUAGUGCUGCUUAUGCUGGAGAGAGUAUGCGUUAUGAAUUCACAGCUGCUGAUGCUACACAAUAUGCCAGCAGAAUCAAUGCUACUUUUGUAAAGAAAGGAAAGGACUUACCUGGCAUUCACAACACCAAAACAAUUACUUCAGGAAAUUCUUCAAAAUUUGCCCAGAGAAAAAAUACUAGUUGGGAUUCCAAAAGUUCAUCUUGUAAAACAGAAUCCUGGAAACCAAAACUCAACAGUUGUGCAGAUACUUCAGUGCAGGGCAACACGGGUGUCGAUGAUUUUGAUGAUGAGUGGGCAGUAGAUGACUUAGAUGAUGAAUUCCUGGAUGAUGCUUUGAUGGCAGCUACACAGCAGUCUUCUUCACCAACAUUUACAGAGGAUUCUGGCAACAACUUUGGCCAACCAGAUCAGCAACAACAGAACAAGAAACGGAACUGUUCAGCUGCUAUAGCCUCGUCUUCUUCCUCCAGGAGUUGCCAGUUAUCAGGCUCUCUGGUUAGAACUGCUUCUCAGCCUGAUCAGUCAAUAAACCUGGACACAGACACUCAGUUGAAAUCUGAUAGUAUAACAAUUAAUUCAAGUACUGAUGAUCUUAUGAAAAAGUGGCUUAAACUUUGUAAGAAAAAAGCUGAGGAUCCAAAUGCUUAUUUUCAUCUGAUGAAAGUUGAGCCUCAUCGGUUGCCAUUCACUUACCUCUUUGUUUUGCAAGGAUGUCAGUUGCCUAAAAACUCAUCCAAAUUCCGUAUUAAAGCAUAUGUAUCCACACUGCUUGGGAAACUAGAACGAACCAAUAACAAAUGGAAACUGAUGUGUACAUUGAAUGAUGGAACAGGAACUCUACCAGUACAAUUGUCAGAUGAGGUUCUUACUCAACUGAUUGGAUACACUGUUCAACAGUCUAUUGAAAUGACAAGUGCGGGAACUGAUCCAAAUUUAAAGAAGAAACUUCAAGAGGGUGUGAAGCAGUGUCAGCUGAAGAUUGUGAAUCUCAACAAUAUAUUUGAAAUUGAAACAAACAAAAAUUAUUCUCAUCCUUUAGUAACCAAAAUAACUUAUAUUAAUGCGGGACAUAUUCAACAGUUACGACGACAAGUUACAAGUGCACUGGCAAAAGUCUGA
Acanthosepion pharaonis is the source of this 1764-nucleotide messenger RNA. NCBI's taxonomy places the organism in Eukaryota, Metazoa, Mollusca, Cephalopoda, Sepiida, Sepiidae. The record is from the annotation of a GenBank genome assembly.